AAGAAGAGAAAGAGAAUCAGUUAAAGACCAGAGUUGGUGAACGAGAAGAUGAACUGAAAACAAGCAAAGAAGAACUGGAAAAGGCAAAAGACGAGAUCAAUAAACUGACCGAAACAAAUGAAAGAACAAGAACAGAGAGAGAAUCAGUUAAAGACCAGAGUUGGUGAACGAGAAGAUGAACUGAAAACAUGCAAAGAAGAACUGGAAAAGGCAAAAGAAAACAAUUUUAGCCUGACAGAGAAAAUAGAAGAACAAGAAAAGAAAGAGAAAGAUUUCAUCUCCACACUGAGAAAUGAAAGAGACGAGAUCAAUAAACUGAUCGAACAAAUAAAACAACAAGAACAGAAAGAGAAUCAGUUAAAGUUCACACUUGGUGAAAUAGAAAAGAAAAUCAAUAAGUGGAAAAAGAAACUUAAAAAAUGCAAAGUAGAACUGGAAAAGGAAAAAGACGAGAUCAAUAAACUGACCGAACAAAUGAAAGAACAAGAACAGAGAGAGAAUCAGUUAAAGACCAGAGUUGGUGAACGAGAAGAUGAACUGAAAACAUGCAAAGAAGAACUGGAAAAGGCAAAAGACGAGAUCAAUAAACUGACCGAACAAAUGAAACAACAAGAACAGAAAGAGAAUCAGUUAAAGUUCACACUUGGUGAAAUAGAAAAGAAAAUCAAUAAGUGGAAAAAGGAUCUUGAAGAAUGGAAAGAUGAACUGGAAAAGGAAAAAGUAAAGAAUUUUAGCCUGACAGAGAAAAUAGAAGAACAAGAAAAGAAAGAGAAAGAUUUCAUCUCCACACUGAGAAAUGAAAGAGACGAGAUCAAUAAACUGACCGAACAAAUGAAACAACAAGAACAGAAAGAGAAUCAGUUAAAGUUCACACUUGGUGAAAGAGAGAAAGAAAUCAAUAAGUGGAAAAAGGAACAUGAAGAAUGCAAAGAAGAACUGGAAAAGGCAAAAGACAAAAUCAAUAAACUGACCGAACAAAUGAAAGAACAAGAAGAGAAAGAGAAUCAGUUAAAGACCAGAGUUGGUGAACGAGAAGAUGAACUGAAAACAAGCAAAGAAGAACUGGAAAAGGCAAAAGACGAGAUCAAUAAACUGAUCGAACAAAUGAAAGAACAAGAACAGAGAGAGAAUCAGUUAAAGUUCACACUUUGUGAAAUAUACAAGGAAAUCAAUAAGUGGAAAAAGGAUCUUGAAGAAUGCAAAGAAGAACUGGAAAAGGAAAAAGAGGAGAACCAGAAGCUGCAGAACAAAGUCAAGACUGAACUGGAGAAGCAGAAAGAUCAGCUGCUGCAAAAACUCAAAGACGUUGAGACUAAGAGGAAGGAAAACAAAGAGGAAGUUCAGAGAGUGGAUAAAAAAAUAACUGAGAGGAAAAACUCUGAUGAUGAUGAUGAUGAUGAUGAUGAUGUUUUAUUAGGAGAAAAAGAAAAACUGUUAAAGUCCCAGUGGAAACUGGAUGAGGAGAAGAAACUUUAUGAAAGACAGAUACUGACCAUAGAGAAAGCUUUGGAACCUAUAGAGAUACAUAUGAUGAGAACAAUGGAGAAAAACAAGAAUAGCGGUGAGUCACAGCAGACGGAUUCGGUCACAGUAACGGCCGGUGAGGUCGCGGUUCUGCCGCUUUUCCUGAAUCCUCCUAAAGAUGCGACUAAGAUGACAGUGGAGUGGGGAAGACCCGACCUGAAACCCAGAUUUGUGUUUGUGAAUCUCGAUGGCUCCGUCUCCUCACCUGCGGUCAGUUUAUCUGGACUGGAUGUGAGCAGCAGUGGAGUGAUGCUGGACUGCAGCGCUGCAGGCUGGUAUCCAGAACCUGAGCUGCUCUGGCUGGACGCAGACGGAAACAUCAUGUCUGCUGGACCUGCAGAGAAAAGCUCCGAUCCUGAUGGCGUUUACACCGUUAGCAGCAGAGUGACUGUAGAGAAGAGAAACUACAACAACUUUACCUGCAGAGUCCAGCAGAGAGACAUCAACCAGAGCAGAGAGACACACAUUCAUGUUCCAGAGACGCUGAGCGCCCGGCUCUUCUCCCCCAGGCCGUUUUCACACCAGUACUCCCCGCUGUGUUUCUCCAGAGCCGGUUUAACGGUGCAGGACGGAGCUGACGUCAGCAUCAUCCAUCAGCUCACACUGAACAGUGAACGACUCGUACUCAAAGAACUGAAGCCUCCUUGGAAAAAUUUCAUAAAGAACAAAGGAGACGACGCAUUCAGGAAGGUGAUCUUUCUUUUCUCCAGUGUAAAUUCUUCUACUUUACUUCUUAAUGCGUUAACUUUGUUUCCUUCUGUCUUCAGGAUGAUUCUCGCGCCUCAGAGUUUAUCUCUAAAACCUUCGAUCAAAGCGUUUGUGUUUGCUGAGCUCAUGAUUUGCUUCCUGCUCCUGGGAUUCACCUGCACAGGUGAGUCUCUGGAGGCGACGCGGCCUCGGCUGGUUGCAGCCAUGGAAGGUGAUGAUGUGGUUUUGCCGUGUCACCUGGGCGUCACUGUGGACCCCGAUGAGCUGGUGGUGGAGUGGGGGAGAAUGGACCUGAACCCCAGAUUUGUGUUCAUGUGGUUUGAAGGGAGUGAAAAUAUCAAUGAAAAAAACGCGGCGUACAAGGGAAGAACGUCUGUGUUCACAGACAGACUGAAAGACGGAGACGUUUCGUUGAGACUGACGGCGGUGAAACACUCUGACAACGGGAGAUUCAGAUGCUACAACCCAAAAGAGAUCCAACAAUAUUAUGUUGACCUGAUUGUUGGCUCCGUUUCCUCACCUGCGGUCAGUUUAUCUGGACUGGAUGUGAGCAGCAGUGGAGUGAUGCUGGACUGCAGUGCUGCAGGCUGGUAUCCAGAACCUGAGCUGCUCUGGCUGGACGCAGACGGAAACAUCAUGUCUGCUGGACCUGCAGAGAAAAGCUCCGAUCCUGAUGGCGUUUACACCGUUAGCAGCAGAGUGACUGUAGAGAAGAGAAACUACAACAACUUUACCUGCAGAGUCCAGCAGAGAGACAUCAACCAGAGCAGAGAGACACACAUUCAUGUUCCAGAUGGUUUCUUCGUUUCUCAGCCUGACUGCAGUGUUUCUAUCGGCUCCAUUGUGAUUCUGGUUUUCACACUUUUUAUUGGAGCUGCUGGUUUUAUAUGGAAAUGGAGACAAACUGAAAACUCAAAGAAGAAACUGAAAGGGGAAAUGAGUGAUGAGAAAAAGCAGCUCAUGAAAAAAGAAAAAGAUAAAUUGUCUGAGAAGAAAUCAAAGCUUGAGGAGGAGAUAAAAUACAGAAAUGAGGAUCAGAGAAUUAUUGAUCAGCUGAUUGAAUUAUUAAUGAUGAUGUCAGAGGAUCUGAAGAAUCAGAGAAAAACAAUCAAUGAUCAAAGAGAGAAGACAGAGAAAAUGAUUGAUGAGGAUGAGAAGAAGUUUAACAAAGUUAUUGAUGAAGAGAGAAACCAGACGGGGAACAAGAUGGAGUAUAAAGCAGAAGGAUAUUUAAAACUGAAGGAAAUGAUGACAGAGAUCCUGGAUAAACUGGAUAAGAGCAAGAAAGAUCAUCAACAAGUGGAACUGAUGACAGAGAAACUAAUUGAUAAAACAUCUAAAGAUGUUGAUAAGCUGAAGGAGAUGAAACAGAAAAUAGAGAAAAAUGUACAGGAAAUAAAAAAACAACUUGAAGAAAUGAAGACAUGAAUGUGAUGAAAACAUGAAUGUGAUUUAACUGCAGAGACAGAAACAGAUCAACUUCAGUUGAUUUUACACGAUGUGAGGAAAUAAAAUGAUCAGGUUUCAGUUAUUAGACUCAGGAAAUGUUUUCAUGAUUCAGGGCAAAAAAACAUUUUGUAGAAAUAAAGCAGCAGAAAUGUUUGCUACACUCUGCAUGGAGAAAAGUUUAACUCAGUCAUUUGAUUUUUACAUGUAUUAAUUUUUAAAUGGAUGUGAAUCAAUAAAUUAACUGCAAAUAUUAACAUUGUAACUGUAAUGUAAAUAUCUGAAUUCAGUCUGUUUUUCAUGCUAUCAGUAUC
This is a messenger RNA of Poeciliopsis prolifica (blackstripe livebearer), 3992 nucleotides long. RefSeq lists its product as uncharacterized. The record is from RefSeq and is a predicted model, not a curated record. NCBI's taxonomy places the organism in Eukaryota, Metazoa, Chordata, Actinopteri, Cyprinodontiformes, Poeciliidae. The coding region runs from base 118 to 3660 and encodes 1180 amino acids. The transcript is spliced from 21 exons.